AUGGCGGUGGCUCACGGUGGAUACGACGGUGAAAUCGGUGGCGUCAGGUCCAACCUAAUCCCAUCAGUAAAAGCAGAGUUAUUCGAUGACAGUGCAGGUUCAAGUUCGCCCGGUUACAACGAAGUUUUAAGCGAAAGAAAAGACUCAGUAGUAACUGAAGAAGAAGGUGCUACAGCUUCUCACGCUAUUCACAUCAAAGAAGAAGUUGCUGAAGACGACGGUGCUAACGCUUCGUCUUCGAUGGAGUUUCCGAAACCAAUGGCAGGGUUGCAUGAAGUUGGUCCACCGCCGUUUCUCAAGAAGACGUAUGAAAUGGUGGAGGAUCCCGAAACCGACCCGAUUGUUUCGUGGAGCGGUUCUCGGGAUAGUUUCAUUGUUUGGGAUUAUCAUGAAUUCUCCAAAACUCUUCUUCCCAAAUAUUUUAAGCACAAUAAUUUCUCUAGCUUCAUUCGCCAACUCAACACCUAUGGGUUUAGGAAGAUUGAUUCAGACCGAUGGGAGUUUGCGAACGAAGGAUUUAAAGGAGGGAAGAAGCAUUUGUUGAAGACUAUAAGAAGGAGAAGUAAGUAUAACAAACUACAUCAAGGAGGAUUCAAUUUGAUGACACCUGGUGUUGAAUCUGAGGUGGAGAAACUUAAGAGAGAUCAGAACAUGUUGAAAUUGGAAAUUCUGAAGCUAAGGCAGCAACAAGAGAAUUCAAAUAUCGAACUCACAAAUGUUAAUGAGCGGGUUCGUCGCGCCGAGAUGAAGCAAUAUCAAAUGAUAUAUUUCCUCACCAAAAUGGCUAGAAAGCCGGUGUUUAUGGAUCAGUUAAUUCAGAAGAUGAAGCGGAAAAAAGAGGUUGAUGGUGGUAUAGAUAUGGUUAAAAGGCCUAGAUUACUUGGAACACAAGGUACUAGUGUUGAUUACAGGUCUCAAGGUCGCGAACAGUUUGAUACUUUGCAGACUGAAUUGAAUGGACUUUUUACUGAAAAUGUGAACAUUGGUAGAAUGGAACCACCGGUUUCGGAGCCAUUGGAGAAUGGAUUUGUUAGCUCUUUACAUGAAAUGAGAGCUUGUGGUGAUUCUAGACAAAGUGCGCAAGAUGUUUCUUCUGCUUAUCAUGUUAUGUCAGAGAAACUAUUGAGUGAAAAUUCUGUUAUUGACGAAGAAAUGGAUGUGAAUGACUCUAAUAUCUAUCUUGAGUUAGAAGAUUUGAUAAGUAAACCAACGGAUUGGGGUGGAUCUGCUAGUGGUUUGGUUGGACAAACUAGUUGA
Lathyrus sativus (Indian pea) is the source of this 1257-nucleotide messenger RNA. The record is from the annotation of a GenBank genome assembly. NCBI's taxonomy places the organism in Eukaryota, Viridiplantae, Streptophyta, Magnoliopsida, Fabales, Fabaceae.